GUUGGAGAGAGAGAGAGAGAGAGAAGAAACAUAAACAUCUAAAAGGAAAGGGAGAAUGCAGAAUGAGGAGGAGGAGCCGCUCAGCCCGAUGGCUCGUGUAUUCCAAUCGCCGGGCAUAGACUUAUGUGCCAUCAUCAACAUUGGGUUCAAAACAAAAAUUAAUCCCGACGUUGUUCUUGAUGCUUUGAAGCAAAAUGUCUACAAGCAUCCUCGUUUCUCCAGCAAACUGUCUGAAAAUGGUAAAAAAUGGAUCGAGACCGAAGUCAAUGUAGAAGAUCAUGUCAUCGUACCAUACAUAGAUCCGGAAGAGAUAUGUGAAGGUGGACAAAGCUUCGUCGAUGAUUAUAUCUCACGUCUCACAUUGAUUCCUCUUGAUAGAUCAAGACCUUUGUGGGACAUUCACAUUCUUAAUGUCAAAACCUCAGAUGCUGAAGCAGUCGGUGUAAUAAGAUUUAACCAUGCGUUGGCAGAUGCAAUGUCCUUCAUUUCCCUCGUGCUCGCAUGUACCCAUAAAACAUCAAAUCCAGACAUGUUGUCUACUGCUAUUCCUUCCGUGAAACGGCGAAGCACGGUGUCACAUAGCCUUGAAAAUGGCUGGUUCUUAAGGGCAAUAUUCACCAUUGGUUCUACAAUGAGACUGAUUUGGAAUACAUUGGUAGAUAUGUUCUUGCUUUUUGCGACUGUGUUGUUUCUGAAGGAUACAAAAACGCCACUAAAAGGCGGUGCGAAUGUCAGGAGCAAUCCAAAGAGAUUUUAUCACCGAAAUAUCUCUCUAGAUGACAUUAAACUUAUCAAGAACGCUAUGAACAUGGUACGUUAAUUGUGAUUUAUGUUCAUAACUCUCUUGAGGGUUUCUCUUACCUUUUUAAUGGAUCUGUGCUUUCUAUUGCAUAUGCUGCGCGCUAGACUAUCAAC
This is a messenger RNA of Arabidopsis arenosa, 915 nucleotides long. The record is from the annotation of a GenBank genome assembly. NCBI's taxonomy places the organism in Eukaryota, Viridiplantae, Streptophyta, Magnoliopsida, Brassicales, Brassicaceae.